AUGGCAACCAGUCCUCUUCUUACCGCUUUCAAUGUCGCUAUCGGAUGCUCAGCCAUUCUCGGAAACGGUUUGGUGAUUUUCGUCAUGACGGUCAGACGUAAACAGUUCAGCUCCUUCACUAACCGACUUAUCCGUCACCAAUCCAUCAUCGACUUCGUCUCUGGUUUGGUGUUUCUCCUCAUGACUGGAAUCGAACAAAGUUCUCUACUGACAAUGUUGGAAGCUAACAUUUUCACCGAUAUCAUAUGUCGAUUUGUUGACUCUCAUUACUUUAUAUGGGCAGUCAAUGUCGCAUCCACGUACAACCUGGUGGUGAUAUCGCUGGAGCGUUUUCUUGCCACGUGUUAUCCGGUCAAACACCGCAACUACUGCUCACUCUUCAAGAUCAAAGUUUCAAUGUGUGCUGCUUGGAUCAUUGGUUUUGCUUAUGCACUGGUAUUUCUGUUCUUAUACCAUGUAAGCGAUGGGAAGUGCGACUUCAAUCCGAACAACGCAAAGAUCUUCAGAGUUUUUGUCUUUAGUUGGUCUUUUCUCGUCGAAUAUAUCGUUCCGGUGAUCUUCAUAUCGUUUUCGUACGUUAGAAUACUCCUCGUUCUUCGCCACAAACUUGACAAUGCUGACGCCAAUCAGCAAAAUGGCGUCUUGAGUAAGGCCAAGAAAAACGUCAUCAUUACAAUGCUGAUCGCUGGUUGCAUGUUUUUCAUUUGCUGGUCUCCGAUUCAGAUGUUGCGAUUGUUCUUAAGUACUGAAAUCGUUAAGGGGUUUUCAACAGCAACCGUGAUGGGUGCUGUCAGGGGAUUGGUCAUGUGUAACAUGAGCGUGAAUCCAGUCGUGUAUUGCUUUAAGUACGAGCAUUUCCGCACACAACUCAAUCAACUUGCACGGAGCCGAUUUGGUCGACACCGAGUGCGUCCUGGAGAGGAGUCUAACGAUGUACCCUCUUUGUCCUUAGACCCGAUACAAGAAACUGCAAUAACACAAGCUCUGUAA
This is a messenger RNA of Asterias rubens (European starfish), 990 nucleotides long. RefSeq names its product C-X-C chemokine receptor type 5-like. Gene Ontology annotation, molecular function: G protein-coupled receptor activity. Gene Ontology annotation, biological process: G protein-coupled receptor signaling pathway. NCBI's taxonomy places the organism in Eukaryota, Metazoa, Echinodermata, Asteroidea, Forcipulatida, Asteriidae. The transcript has a single exon. Gene Ontology annotation, cellular component: membrane. The coding region runs from base 1 to 990 and encodes 329 amino acids. The record is from RefSeq and is a predicted model, not a curated record.